CACAGGCAUCACAGAGACUAUGAAAGAGCCUGAAACUCAAUUGUCCGACACAUCCACGCCUCAUCUCCAUCAACUCCUGACUGUCCCAGGCCAGGAUCUGACAAAGAGUCACCUCUACAUCUGGCUUGGCUCUAAGCUGACGCAACCAGCGACCAAAUCUCUACAGUUUAUACACGAGAGGUCACUUACAGAACAGCAGAGGCAAACAUUUAUGCUCUCUUCUCUUGAGAAAUCAAGGACCAAGUCUGCAUCACCUUUGGAGGGUUCAACACUCACACCAAACUUACCUUCAUUGGCCAUGUUCUUAAAGUUAGAACUGGAGAAGACCAUAUCGCAUACCGCAUCGUUGCCAUUCAAUCUAGAGAGGUCAGUGACCACAGUUUCACAAUCUGAAAAUGGGAGAUUAGUAAGCACGCCUCAACAGGUUGACCUAAACCGAUUAACAUCGACACUCAGUAGAGUAAAUGGUAGGCAGUUAGCCUUUGACAAAACUCCUGUAACAUACGUUUCCUCACCUCUUUAUCUGUACGAGGACCUGCCCCGAGUGCCUUUGACUCACAGCGGUCCGCUUGUGACUGUUUUAGCAGAUGACCAUACACCUAAAACCCACAGUGUUCAGAUAACUGCAGGACCACUGGGUGACAGGCCAGGAUCGCAGACAAUUGACCUCAGCCAAAAGACACAGCAUACUGGUGCACAAUCCAUAGCCUCACCAUCACAGGUACCUCUCCUAUCGCCAAUAUCAGCUAAGCAAUCCUGGCAAAUGGAGAGCAACAUGACUCUGGAGCCUUCCUUGACUCAAAUACCAUUAGCUGCUCCAGCCACAAGUGAACUGUACUCUGAAAUAACCUCAGUACCAAGGACGGAAUUAUACGUAGAUUCAGUGUUAUUCAUGAUGACGCCAACAAUGGCUGACUUUGAAUCCAACUUUGACAGUUCAUAUAGUAUUCCACAGGCAACUGUAGAGAUCCUGGGGACAACAGCUCACGGCCAGCUCUGGCCAAUAGAACUGUCUGCUGUUCAAAGACUAUACACAGAAUCCUCCCUCCUUCUGUUGCAGAGUCUGGAUCCCUCUUACCCUCAGUAUACCCAGUUCAUAGCCCAGGAGGAUCCCUCUUACCCUCAGUAUAUCCAGUCCAUAGCCCAGGAGAACACGCUGGGUAACUCCACUCAGACUUUUCCCACCGAUUCUCUAGAUUUCAUGUCACAGAGUGCAGAGAAAGAACAGACUCCGCUCCCAUCAAAGUUCUGUGAUUUAGAGAUAAGAGACCACUACUCUGAUCCAGUUUACAUCCAAACUGACACCUCAAGGCAGUUUUCCUCAGAGUCACACAAGGAUCGUCCACAAACAGCUGCAAUAACAGAUAAAAAUUCAGAAUACGUCUCUUUGCAGUUUCUCUCCAAGACCAAUCAGCUUGUAACUGCUACAUCGUUCUCACCCCUUCACUCUUCCCAAAGUCUACCCAGCAUCUCAGUAACCACGCAAACCUCCAGCAUUCCAGCAUCUGUCCUCAGUGCCACAAACAGGUCAGCUGUGCCAUCAAUGCACCAAUCACUGCCCAGGACUCAAGGUAUCACAAGCAUGGGCAGAGCAAUCACAGUGUGUCCAAUAACAGGUUACUGCCCUUUGACCUCCCUACUGAUUCUCAGCACCGGCUGGAGAGAGUAUGACGCAACUUCAAGAGUCUCAUCAGGUCCAGUUGAGAUGCGAGAGGUGUCUUUGGGCCUUGCUCCAACUGGAGUACUUAGAGCAUCUUCUGCACCCAUGUCUCCUUCAGCUGCCUCCUCAGGGCCCUCCAAUCUCCCUCCCAAAGUGUUGCAGUCCAUCCCACUUCUGGAAGCCACAGUCGGCUUCCCUUUCCACUACACAAUACCAUCAAGGACCUUUCUGGAUCCAGAGGAUGGGGCAGCAGAGUCCCUCUCCCUGGAGCUGACGUUCAUAGAUGGCCCUCCUGUGACUCUAGGGUCCUGGGUGGCCUUGGAUGGACUUGAGCUGCAUGGUGUCCCUCUGGAAGUGGACCUGCAGUUUGCCCCUCAGCAGCUGCUGCUGGCUGCUCGGGACAAUCAGGGCCUGGCUGCCUGGCUCCCCCUCACCUUGGACCUCCACCGCAGCCAUGCGGAGCCCUGCCACAGCUUUAGCCUCAUAGCUCACCGGAGCCUUUACUCCCUCCUCAGCCAGCGCCACAGGGUGGAGCUUCUCCUGGACAAGCUGUCCCGCUUCUUCAAUGACUCUGGCAGCCACCACCUUGCCGUGCUGUCCCUGGCACCUGGAUCCACUAUUGUGUCUUGGUACAACUUCACCCUAUGCCAGGUGGGGGGUGAUGGUGACGAGGGACGGUGCCCUGUGGGUCAGGUCUGGCGCAUGUGGGAGGAAAUUAGUUCAGAGGCCAGACAGAUUAGCCCUGCGUUCAGCCAGGCAAUGCUCCCAGAGUUCCCCAUCAGCAAGGUAGGCCCUGUGAGCUUCAGACGUGACUGUUUCUCCAGCCCAACUACUGCCACAACUAUAGCCUCUAGUCCCACUCUUUCCCCCAGUACUCCAUAUCCCACUUCUAUCAACACCGUCCCAGCCUCGGAUCCCACUGGUGCAUCAGUGCGACAGACAGACCCCUAUCAUUGGAUGGCCAGUGUGUUGACAGCUCUGCUAGUGGUCUGCUGUCUCUUUCUGGCAGUCACCGUUACAUUUAUAGUUUUCUAUUUCUGUAGAAGCCAUGUGAGGGUAAGGACUCUUGCGAUUUGGCCCUCAGAGGGGGUUGUCCCAGGUCACACCAUGGAUCUGAGGGCAAUAAGGCCAAGGAUGCCCCCACUGUUCCAACCAGAAGUACCCCCACCUCCCCCAAGGUUGUGGCUGAACACCUCACCAGCCAGUGGAGAAAAUCUGUCUCCCACAUAUCUCCAGGGCAGACAGCCUUAUCAAAGACCAGUGUCUUUUCACCCACCUCCACAAUACUAGUUCCCACCACAAUACCCACAUAACAGACCAUGGGAACACAAAUCCCAAGAAAAGCAUACAAACAAAUGAAUCCAUUCUUGGAAGUGAGGUUGUGACAUGUUCAUACACACACUACUCAUGCCACUACGAGGGUUGUUGAGACAACGGUGUUGCACAACCGUUUUGGAAGACAAAGUAUUAAUGGAUCUUAGGAGGGCAAUUAUAAAUGUGUCUUUUAUACUGGAACAUUGUAUUGCUGUGAUAAUCUACACACAUUUGUACUUCUAUGUACCAAAACGUACAACAUAA
Molecule: messenger RNA, 3238 nt
Organism: Oncorhynchus nerka (sockeye salmon)
Lineage: Eukaryota; Metazoa; Chordata; Actinopteri; Salmoniformes; Salmonidae
Product: mucin-3B-like
Exons: 2
Coding region: 20-2950 (976 amino acids)
Biological process (GO): nerve development; morphogenesis of an epithelium; axon guidance
Cellular component (GO): dystrophin-associated glycoprotein complex; sarcolemma; dystroglycan complex
Molecular function (GO): calcium ion binding; laminin binding
Source: RefSeq, a predicted model, not a curated record